AUGAAAGUCCACGUUGUGUCAAAGGUAGACAACAAUUUACACGCAGUCACAAGAAUCGAUCAAUCAUCCCAUGAGCAAAAUAUCCUCCUUGGUUCAAGUGUGCGCGUUCAGCCACUGCUCAUCACCCUCAGUUCGAACAAUCUCAGUUAUGCCCGUGGCGGGAACCUACUACACUGGUGGGAUACCUAUCCUGUCCCUGCAGAACUUCCCCAGCCAUACAACGACCAAAAGUCCUGGGGCAUCGUCCCAGCAUGGGGCUACGGCGUAGUCGUAGAAUCAACAACAAAUAUCACCCCAGGAACUAUCCUAUGGGGGUUUUGGCCGACCGCAAGCAUGACCGUCACGCUCAAACUCGAACCAUGUGAGCCAAGGGGUUUCUGGUCCGAGCUCUCGUCCCUCAUUGAUAAAGAUACCCUGAAGCGUUUGUCGUGGAUAUCGGUCUUCCGUCCUACCUGGCAAACAGGAUAUCUCCUCAGUCGCCACACGUUUACUUCGAACCCGACAGUCCGCCCACCGACUCAUCCUUUGGGUAUCAAUCUCCCCUGGACAGAAACGGACGCGGAUAUUUCUGCCGCUGUCGUUGUCAGUCUCGCUGCGUCGAGCAAGACUGCCCGCUCAUUUGCGUAUCACUUGCUCCGCAGAAAUGCUGUGAAGGAAGGACCUGUGGGUUUGCUCCAGGUGUCACGGAGACCAGAGUUGUUGGAGUCCGUUCCCGGAAAGCUAGGUACAGAUAUUCCUGCAAAGUCUAUGGGAUAUGACCAGGUGGGUGAUUCAGUGGAGUGGAUUGGUGAAUUGCGACCGAAGAAGGUUGUAGUUGUUGAUUUUGGCGGACGAGGCGGGGCGCUUGCGCAAUUGAUUGAGGGUAUCCGUGGCCAUUCGGUUCUUACUGAAGUCAAAACGUCGAUUAUCCAGGUUUAUUCCGCCGAUGAAAUCACUGCAAAUCGCGACUCUAUGAAAACAAUGGGCAAGGUCCAAUUCAACACCUCUGCUGUCCGUGAUGCUAUCAUUACACAUACCACUGCGAAGAAUUUCUACGAUCAAGCCCAGAUUUUAUGGGACGAUUGGAUAAGCGUCAGUCAUGACAUCAUGCCUGAUGUUCAGUUAAUGGUUGGCCAUGGGGUCGUCGGCCAUGAAGGUAUUGAGACGGGAUGGAGCAAGCUAUGCCAAGGGAUGGUAGGUGCUGGAGAGGGAUUGGUGUAUAUUAUGUAG
Molecule: messenger RNA, 1209 nt
Organism: Penicillium cosmopolitanum
Lineage: Eukaryota; Fungi; Ascomycota; Eurotiomycetes; Eurotiales; Aspergillaceae
Product: DUF2855 family protein
Exons: 4
Coding region: 1-1209 (402 amino acids)
Source: RefSeq, a predicted model, not a curated record